GAACCGAAAAACCACGCACGCCAGUGCUCGCUGCUACUCAGGCACACAUAGCCUUGAUUGCGCAGUGCUAUUCUACAGCACAGGUAUAAAAUGAGCGCUCGAAUAACGAUGCUGUAGAGAAUGAAAAACGCUUGCCUGUAGCCUAAGCAGAGCACUGGUUGCUGACAGACAUCCGAAUAUGUUGGUGCUAGUGUUAUCCAUUGCGUUAGGGUGUUCAUACCUAACCUCAGCUUCAGUACAGACGCCUACGCUUACAUCAUGUUCUAGUGUCCAGGACGUCAAGGUGAGCGACGUAAGCAUUACGGAUGCUCAGAUUGGGAAAACGAUGAGAGUGAAUUUUACACUGACAAUCAGCUCGCAGCUAGCAUCGAAUCCGACCUUGAAGAUAACAAUGAAGAAGAGCAGUGGUUCAACAAUCCCUUGCAUCAACAACGUGGGUUCGUGCACGUACAAACUGUGCGGAGGAACGACAAGCGUUGAACAACAGCUGGGUUCGUUAUGGAACAACCAAUGUCCAAUAAACCCAAUUACGGUCCAACAAUCGAUAACUGCCCAACUGGACCCAGUGAUACAGCUCGUUAUUGGGACGGCGCCUACGACAAUCACUAUACAGCUUCAAGUAGUGAACGGAGGAUCUACCGUUGGGUGUCAGUCAUUUAAGGUAAACGUUGCUGCUGCCUGAUUUUUGCGGAAAGUGGACUAAUAUGGAAAUACGCCUCUUGGAUGAAGUCAACUGUGAAGCCGAACUUUUUUUCUGCAAUAAAGCUAAGGAACCAG
Rhipicephalus sanguineus (brown dog tick) is the source of this 777-nucleotide messenger RNA. RefSeq lists its product as uncharacterized. The transcript is spliced from 4 exons. The record is from RefSeq and is a predicted model, not a curated record. Gene Ontology annotation, biological process: ganglioside catabolic process; lipid transport. Gene Ontology annotation, molecular function: enzyme activator activity; lipid carrier activity. NCBI's taxonomy places the organism in Eukaryota, Metazoa, Arthropoda, Arachnida, Ixodida, Ixodidae. Gene Ontology annotation, cellular component: cytoplasmic side of plasma membrane. The coding region runs from base 179 to 682 and encodes 167 amino acids.